CACAACUCGACACCAUCAACCAGACUACUUUGGAAGAAACACUCGUCACAGCCAUGGCAGCUCCGAUAGCACGCAUUCAAGCGCUACAGAAGCUCUCUUGCUCAAUCUUCAAUCGCGUCCACAAUCCAACCGCACAACGCUUCGGCAAUAAAAUCCUUCGACAACGGUUACGUGGACCGGCACUACUCGAUUACUACCCAACAGAAAACGUCAAGCUCCAAACCAUUAUACGAGCAUUCCCGGAGUUGGGACUGGUGGAUGAAGCGGAGGAGAUAAGGAAGGCGGAUGUGGACGCGCGGAAACGAAGGGGUAAAGGACCCCCUCCAAAAGGACAAGGUCGGCGUGCUGCAAAGAACAAGAAGAGAUAGGCGGACUUCAAUUCACUGGCGUACAAAGUCUUGCUUCACAUCACGAUCUAUCGCAUUCUGCAUCUGCUUCGAAGCGCCUUCUUUCCAAUCAAAAGAUAUAUGAGUACUCAAAUCACUACGAAUGUAUAUCAACUUAUGCUUUCGCCUGCUAAACCAAAAAUGCCAAACAAAACUACCAGUUCAAAUGCCCUUUUAAGCGCGUGAGACGUUCUCAGUAAAGUACUGAGUAUCGCCCUGGCCACCAAGGACAUUACCGGGCGUCUUGAAUCGACAAACAAGGUAGUAUGGGUAACUUGAUCCACACCCACUUGAAAAGCCACAACCAACACUCGUCGUGCCCUUCCAAACAAGUUGCGUGAAAU
Protomyces lactucae-debilis is the source of this 730-nucleotide messenger RNA. Its product is annotated as mitochondrial ribosomal subunit S27-domain-containing protein. The coding region runs from base 54 to 368 and encodes 104 amino acids. The transcript has a single exon. NCBI's taxonomy places the organism in Eukaryota, Fungi, Ascomycota, Taphrinomycetes, Taphrinales, Protomycetaceae. Gene Ontology annotation, cellular component: mitochondrion. The record is from RefSeq and is a predicted model, not a curated record.